Molecule: messenger RNA, 534 nt
Organism: Pantherophis guttatus
Lineage: Eukaryota; Metazoa; Chordata; Lepidosauria; Squamata; Colubridae
Source: RefSeq, a predicted model, not a curated record
AUAAAGGAGAAAAUGAAGCCAUGGAAUCAUCUGGCAAACAAGUACCCCAAUGUUAUCCCAGUUCUGUUACAUCUGCACGAACCAUGAUGUUGUUCAAUCUUGGAAGUGCCUACUGCUUAAGAAGCGAGUAUGACAAAGCGCGGAAAUGUCUACAUCAGGCUGCCUCACUGAUUCAUCCAAAAGAGAUUCCACCAGAAGCUAUCUUACUGGCUGUAUAUCUUGAGCUUCAGAACGGUAAACAUUUGCUCUUUUUUAAUUAUAUUUUUAUAUAGCAUUUUUAAGACAUAAAGGAAAGGGGAAAGAAGAAAGACACGCAAAAAAGGAACAUAAUAAAAUAAAAAUAAAACACAGAAUAGCUAAAUAGGGAGUUUACAGGUGUUAUGCAAUUAGGUUAGGAUUUUCAGGGUUUCAUUAUUUGGGUUUAGAUAAACUAAACUAGAUAAACUAGACUUGAAUAAACUACAAGUCAUUAAUAAAAUCCAAUAUAUCCAAUAAUAUAUGAGUAGCAACCAGCACAGUCAACACAGUAUAUAU